Cuscuta epithymum is the source of this 1669-nucleotide messenger RNA. NCBI's taxonomy places the organism in Eukaryota, Viridiplantae, Streptophyta, Magnoliopsida, Solanales, Convolvulaceae. The record is from the annotation of a GenBank genome assembly.
GCGAGGUAGUGGUUUCCCAGAAAAGGGGAAAAGAAGGAAGGGAAGGGUGAGAGGCAGAGAGAGAGAGCAAAGCAAACUCCGUAUUAUUUAUUAUAUACGUAUCCCACCCAAAAUUAAGUUGGCUGCGGCCGGCACAUAUACAUACAUACAUACUCCGUAUAAAAUUAAGAAUUGAUGCACGGAGGGGGAAUAGGGGAAAUAUAAAGGGCGGGCGGAGGUGAGCAGAAACAGAGUAGGUGGGGAAAUGGCAAAAACCACAUCAAAAAGGGACAAUAGCAGUGGCAGCGCCGGCGCCGGCGUUGCUAAUAAAGUGAAACGAACGCGGAAAUGCGCACCCAGAGAGUCUCCUCCGCAGCGCAGCUCCGCUUAUAGAGGUGUCACCAGGCACCGGUGGACCGGGCGAUAUGAAGCUCAUUUAUGGGAUAAGAACUGCUGGAAUGAAGCACAGAGUAAGAAAGGAAGACAAGUAUAUUUAGGUAUGUACUAUACCACUGGCCUAGCUAUAUAUACCUUCAUUAAUUUUAUUUUAUUCUAUACAUUUGAUAUUUUAUUACUGAGUUUUCGAAUAUACUCCCUCCGUCCCAUUGGACUUUGCCAACUUCCCAUUUUUUUCCCAAAAAAUUUUGUCACUUUCCUAUUAAAACAAUUAAUUUGUGUUUCUGCACAUUUCUCUCCCCUCUUCACAAAUCUUAACCACACAUUUUUUACUGUUCUUAUUUCUCACCUACUUUGCACUUGACAAAGUCCACCGGGACGGAGGUAGUAUGUACACAUACAUACAUUAAUACGCACACAUAUAUACUUCGUACGUAUGUGAUAUGUAUAUAAAUCAAUUUUACUUAUAUUAAUGAUCUCUCUAUAUAGAUAUAUAUAAAUCUUUUUAAAUUUGUUAAUAAAAUCAAAGAUGGUGGGCGGUAAUAUAAUUGGGCUUAUGCAGGCGCGUAUGACGAAGAAGCAGCAGCAGCACAUGCAUAUGACUUGGCAGCAUUGAAGUAUUGGGGACAACAUACCAUUCUUAAUUUCCCUCUUGAUGCUUAUGAGAAGGAGAUACAGGAGAUGGAAGGCCAGUCCAAAGAAGAGUAUAUUGGUUCUUUGAGAAGAAAGAGCAGUGGAUUUUCCAGAGGUGUUUCAAAAUAUCGUGGUGUAGCAAGGCACCAUCACAACGGACGAUGGGAAGCUCGCAUUGGAAGGGUCUUUGGCAAUAAAUAUUUAUAUCUUGGAACUUAUGCUACUCAAGAGGAAGCAGCGACGGCUUAUGACAUGGCAGCCAUAGAGUACCGCGGGCUUAACGCUGUGACCAACUUUGACCUCAGCCGUUACAUCAACUGCCUACCCCCGGACCAAAACUCCCACCCUCGCAGUGACGGCGUAAGUCAAGACGAUGGGCCGCUGACCAGCCAAAAAGUAGGGUUGAUCGGCUUCCUCCACCAACAAAGCUCCCCGGAGACUGCCUCUCCCCCGCCGCCUGAUCAGAAUUGUCCGACAACGCCACCACCACAAAGGCGGAGCUUCCCGGACGACAUACAAACAUAUUUUGACUGCCACGAAUUGAGCGGCUUCGCCGAGGAACACGACAUCAUUUUUGGCGACCUAAACACGUUUGAAUCGUCUAUUUUCCAAUGUGUACUUGAUGAGUAGCAGACAUGAUACUUGCAUGCAUGCACGCACG